Molecule: messenger RNA, 1014 nt
Organism: Didymodactylos carnosus
Lineage: Eukaryota; Metazoa; Rotifera; Eurotatoria; Philodinida; Philodinidae
Source: the annotation of a GenBank genome assembly
AUGUCUGCUAUAAUGAAUUUUGCCGCGCAUAUAGAAUCCUCUAAUGGAACAAAAACUGGUACAUUAAAUCCUCUAUAUAUUGUUGUUGAUAUUUUUUUAAUUGCAUCUAUUAUUUUGGGUUUUGUAUUCUGUAUUUCAUUUAUUCUUAUCGCUGCUUUACAUCGUUCCUGUCGUUCUGUAUUAGCACUUUUAUCCUCGAAUUCGUGUUUGGCUGGUCUCAUAUUUAGUAGUGUUCAAUUGAGUAAUGCUAUAUUAUUAUUACGUGAAGAUAUACUAUUAACACCAGUUCGAUCACAUUAUUGUCAAGUGCGUAGCUAUUUAAUGUAUGUUAGUGGAAGUCUACUGUAUUAUUCUUAUAGUGCUCAAAGUAUAAGUCGAUUAUUUUAUGUUGUUUUUUAUAAACAAAAAUUUUUAUUAACAUAUCGUGUACACUAUGGUUUGAUUGCCAUUCAAUGGAUACUCGGAUUUCUGUUACCAUUAUCAAUUCUUACAACUGGACGCGUUCAAUAUCAGUUAGAAACAAGUCAAUGUUUCAUUAAAAUUAGAAAUGUUAGUCAAACACUUUAUGGUAUGAUAUCGAUGUUUCUUUUGCCCAUGACGGUAAUCUCAAUUUGUUACCUCUAUAUUGUAUGUUAUGUUCGCUCAGCUGUGGCAAGGGUUAAAAGGUCCAAUGCAUUACCGAUUAAAAAUUUUAAUUUAAUUCGUGAGCAAGGUGCAAUUCAUAUUAAACAACGUUUUUCAAGUUCACGUGAUGUUAAAGUAUUUCGUCAUAUUAUUAUUCUGAUUACAGUACUUUGUAUCGGUGGUUUUCCAUAUUCACUUUUAAUGCUUAUGAAUACAAAAAGUAUUGCACCAUUUUCAAUUUACCGUGUUUGCAUCACAAUAUUUAGUUUAAGUGUAACGGCUGAUAUGGGUGCCAUUCUGUUCUUCAAUAAAAAUGUAAGAACUAUAUUUUUCAAUGUUUUACAAGGUCAAUUUCGUACAAAUCGUGUGACAACAACUAUAAUUCGAUAG